Messenger RNA from Prorocentrum cordatum, 2379 nucleotides. NCBI's taxonomy places the organism in Eukaryota, Dinophyceae, Prorocentrales, Prorocentraceae. The record is from the annotation of a GenBank genome assembly.
AUGCAUCGUGCCUCGGGAAUCAGCCAGUGGGACCACCUGGGUGACGUGCGAGACCCUCAGCCCGGCCCACCAGUGGAGCUUGCGGCCGGGCCCCCUAGACAGCCGACGCUCGAGGAUAUGAAGAGGGAGUUCCAGGAGCUCCAGGCCCGCCGCGGGCCGUGGGAGGAGCUUCACAGUCCUGCUUCCGGCAACCGCGUGCGGCUGCACACUACAUCCAACCUCAUCGUUCGUGACAUCCCGCAGGAGGUUGCCCAGAGGUUGAGACGCCUCCAGGAAUUACGGGGCCACUUGAAUGAGCAUGCCAUUCGCGCCAAGGCCACCACCGCUGCGCCCCAACAAAACUUGUCUUCGGCCCCCCCCCCUCUGGCGGCAGACCACGCAGCGGCUGCCCCAGUUGGCCCUAUGGCCGGCCCUGCUGAACCUGCGCCGUGGCCCCCAGGACUCGCGGGUGCUCCACCCGCGCCGGCUGCGGCCCCGGCCGUGCACCUUGCCCCGGGUGCCGUGCCCAUCCCGCUGGUGCCUCCCCUGGGCGCCGCGGGCGCCCCAGCCGGCCCCGCCGGUACCUCGGCCGCGCCCCUUGCCUUGGGCACGGUGCGCCCACCGGAUGGUGCUGUGCGCCCAGGAGCGCCCGUGGACCCCCGUGCGCACGCGCAGCUGUCCACCUGGGAUGAAGCGAAGUCGGCUCACACCGCCUGGCUUGCUAAGGCCCAUGAGGCGGUGGGAAACAAGCGUGCCGCCAAGCUCGUCCUGACAUUUGCUACCCAGUGCCACUCAGAGGUUGACAUGCACAACGUCAUGGUCGCUCUCGGCGUCCACAUCCUCCCCCCCAAGUCUAAGCCGUCGCACCCGGCGCCGUGUGGGGUUCCGAGGGGUGAUAACACGCAGCCCGCAGUUGAAGUCACGUGGAGCUUGAGCCCCAAGCAGACCAUGAUGUUCCAGCUCGUCAACCGUGGAGCGGGCAGGGUCUUGGCGAGGGCUUGCCGCACCGUUAUCUCAGAACACAUUGAGGAGCUCCUGUACCUCUUCGGGCCCGUCCAGUCGGUAGUGCCCAGCGUCCCGGAGCCUCGCGCAGAGUUGGUAUCCGCUGCUGCGCCAGCCCGCUUGUCUGCCCGGCAGGCCCUUGGGGCCCCUGCCUCGGCCGCUUGCCUGAGUGCUAGGGGCCCGAUGGAACCUGAGGCGGCGCCCUUGGACAGCCUGCGCACAGCGGUCACGCGGUGGUUGGAGAGUGAGAUCCGCCCCUUCGAGCGUGCCGCGGCCUUGAAGGACGCGCGGGCCGUGGGGCACGCACUUGUAGCGCGCGGGGUGGAUAUCUGCGUGCUGCCAGGACCCUGGCUCAGCGGAGCGGUUCGUUUCGCGCGUCUCGCAGAACAGCGUGCGUUCAAGAUUGCCCUUGUUGAUGCGGAGACAGGCCAGGCCCUUGACCCCUCUGACAUGCUGGCGCGAAUUGAGGAGGACCUCUUUGCGCGAGUCCGCAAUGACUUCCCUUUUGACGAGGGCGCUGCUAUCGCGCAGCGGGAUCUGGUCACGUCCAUCCGGGCUGCUGGGGGCGGCCCGGAAUUAGCGUCGCCGCUUGGCGCGCAGGAGCCGUUGUACACUAUGCGCGAGGUGGAUGACAUGCUUGAUGCUCUCAAGCCGACGUCGGCUGCUUUGAAGAAGUGUGACGCGUCCCUGAAGUCACCUGUGCCAAUGGGCUGGCGGCUUACAAGGGCAGUGGCGAAUAUCUCUCGGCACUGCGGUCUCACCAGCAAUCUGUGGUCGGCCCGUCAGAUCUCACCCCUGCAUAAGUCGGGGCCCCGCGUGGUACGUCAACUCAACUGCCUGCUGCCCAUCUCCAUCUCCACCCUGAUGGCAUCGGUGGUGGAUGGCCUAUGGACCUCCCGGAAUAGGCGUCGGCUUGAGGCAUAUUGUGGGGUGGCCCAGCAGGGUGGGGUAGGUGAUCCGUUGGUUCUCCUAAUUGCCCUCCUCCUCCAUGCCCAGUGCCGAGUGGCCCAGGGCCUGCCAAUUUAUUGGGCGGUCACUGACCUGCAGUGGGCCUUCGAUGUGGCGUCCCACCUGGCCAUGCUCAUCAACGCCCACUUGGCGGGAGUACGAGGUACCGACUCGUUGCUUCUAGAGGACUUCAUUGCCUCCGACCGCCAAUUCGUGGCUUUGCAGAGCCUCGCGUCGUCGUCCUUUGAACUCGGGGGCGGCACUGCCCAAGGUCGGCGGUUUAGCGUUCCAGUUUUCAACGCUCAGCUGAAAUGGCUCUACCACGAGGUGGGGCCUAGGCCAUGGUUUGUGCGUCGGCUGAACUCCAUGCGGCGGCUGCGGGGGCGGCGGCGGCGGCUGCUGCGGAGCACCCACCUCACGCUGGCGCUUGCGCGAGGAUCCGGGAGUUAG